AUGUCUCAAUACUCAGGAAAAAUCACAUUCUACGAAGGCAAAUGCUUCACUGGCAGGAAGCUGGAGGUCUGCGGCAGCUGGUGCGACAGCUUCCAGGACCAAGGGUUCCUCAACCGAGUCAACUCCAUCUGUGUCCAGAGUGGAGCUUGGGUCUGCUUUGACCACCCUGACUUUCGAGGGCAGCAGUACAUCCUGGAGCACGGCGAGUAUCCCGAUUUCUAUCGCUGGAAUGGACGCAGUGACCACCUGGGCUCCUGCCGGCCCGUGGGCAUGCACGGCGAGCAUUACAGGAUUGAAAUAUUCGAGGGGAGCCAUUUUAGCGGUCCCAGCCUGGAGCUAACAGAAGAUUGCUCCUUCCUGCAGGGACAGGGCUGGGACAAGACCUGCAUCAAUGCCCUCAAAGUGUACGGCGAUGGCGCGUAA
Messenger RNA from Acanthisitta chloris (rifleman), 423 nucleotides. RefSeq names its product crystallin, gamma N (gene CRYGN). NCBI's taxonomy places the organism in Eukaryota, Metazoa, Chordata, Aves, Passeriformes, Acanthisittidae. Gene Ontology annotation, molecular function: structural constituent of eye lens. Gene Ontology annotation, biological process: visual perception; lens development in camera-type eye. The record is from RefSeq and is a predicted model, not a curated record.